AUGCUGCACUGGGGAUACGACGAGCACAACGGGCCUGCCCACUGGAAGGAGGUUUUUCCCGUUGCUAAUGGAGACCGUCAGUCACCCAUCGACAUCAAAACUGAGGAAACCAAGUAUGAUCCCUCCCUCCGUCCUCUAAAUCCCAGUUAUGAUCCAGCUUCUGCUAAAAUCAUCCUUAACAAUGGGCACUCCACCAGUGUGGAGUUUGAUGACACCGUCAACAAAUCAGUGCUGACUGGGGGGCCACUCAGCGGGACCUACAGGCUGCGCCAGAUUCACUUCCACUGGGGAUCCAAUGACGAAGCUGGCUCUGAGCACACAGUGGAUGGGAUGAAGUAUGCUGCAGAGCUUCAUGUGGUCCAUUGGAAUGCAGAGAAGUAUUCCAGUUUUGUUGAGGCAGCUUCUCAGUCAGAUGGACUAGCAGUCAUGGCUGUAUUUCUGAAGAUUGGUGAAUGCAACCCUCAACUGAACAAGAUUACUGACCGCUUGGACACCAUCAGAAUCAAGGGAAAAAAAGCACUAUUCACAAACUUUGAUCCCAGCUGUCUGCUUCCCAAGUCCUUGGACUACUGGACUUACUUUGGAUCGCUCACUGUUCCACCUCUUCUUGAGAGUGUCAUCUGGAUUGUUCUGAGAGAGCCAAUAAGUGUUUGUUCUGAACAGCUGGCCAAAUUCCGCAGCCUCCUGAGUACUGCUGAGGAUGAGGUCGCUUGCUGCUUGCUGAGAAACUUCCGGCCUCCCCAGCCUCUAAGGGGACGAGAAGUCAGAAGGAAUUAAAGGAGUAA
Messenger RNA from Sturnus vulgaris (Common starling), 785 nucleotides. Its product is annotated as carbonic anhydrase 13-like. Lineage: Eukaryota; Metazoa; Chordata; Aves; Passeriformes; Sturnidae. Gene Ontology annotation, cellular component: cytosol; cytoplasm. Gene Ontology annotation, molecular function: zinc ion binding; carbonate dehydratase activity. The record is from RefSeq and is a predicted model, not a curated record.